GAUUAACAAACAAAAACAAAAUGCUGGUCUUCAGCUUCAAAGUUAAAUUUAAAAAAAAUAAAUCAUAUCGGGUUAUUUGGUUAUUGCCACUGUGCCGGAAACAGAACGAUGAGUCUCGCUGCCAUGGAAACGCUGACCAAUAAACAACACCUCCAGAUGUGGUUUCUGUGAGAGGCGGGGUCUAUUGGACAUCUAGAACCCCCCCCCCCCCCUCAGCACCUCCUCUGGCCCUCAGUUACAUCUCCUGCAUGUCUAUAUCUCUGGAGUGUUAUGUGUGCAUAUUUUCUCUUGUCCUGUGCACGUUACAUCUGUGACAUGGUGAGUGAUCUCAGAGCGUCGCGCACGUGUCACUCUUUACAUUUAGAGUUCAUGCAGUGUCGUUGAGCCGGGUUAACCACACGCAGACAUGGAGGGCUGGGGAGGGGGGGGGGGGGGCGUCAGCUCGACAGUUUCACAUGAAAACUGAAAGUGCAUUACAUGGCUGUGGCGUGUGCAGCAGACAGAUCACACGCGGCACGACGGUUAAAAUAUUGAGAAUAUUCUGCAAAAUUAGGCGGGAACCUUCUCGAGGAUGUGUUUCUGAGGAGCAUGUGAGCUUCCUAUUUUGUCUUCUUUUUUUCUUUUUUUUCUUGAGCAACAUCUUGCAGAAAGGAAGACGAUUGCAACAUGUGGAGAAAUGUGCAACUCGCGAAUAGAAGAGAGAGAAGAAAUACAAACUGACUGAGGCAGGCCGACACGCAUGAAGGCGUCAGCAGAUCCAUCUCUUCUUGUGCAUGCAGACGGUUACACGUGAACAUAAACGUGUCCGCAUGUCCGGGGCGCUCCGCGGUCCGGUCAACGGGACGACGGCCAUCCCGUGGAGGAGCAGGAGGAGCAGGCAGCUGUCGCUGCUGGAGCAGCUGAGGGGCUGCCAGGAGGCCUGGUGCCCCGCGGCCCCCUGGGACAGAGAGGGGGCCCACGCUGCUAUCUGUGGAACACCUGCUGGGAGUUUCCUGGUUGUGCGCGACUCUGCGACGUCUCGGCCCGGCCUGCUGUGUGUGUCCGCCGGAGGACGGAAUGGAGCGGUCCAUGACCACAGCAUCGAGAGCACAGGCACAGUGCUCCGGCUGUCCGGGUCGCGUCUGUCUUUCUCCGACUUGGCUCAGCUCGUGCUCUUCUACUCUCUGACCAGAGACGUGAUCUCCGUCUGUCUCUCCGUUCCUCGUUGGCUCCGCGGCGUCACGGAGAACCCCGACCCUGGACUCCACCCAGAUACUUGGCUCCACACGCCGACCGACCAACCCGCUGAGGAAAUGACCUGGAGGGAGCCGGGCGAAGUGAUGUGCUCCUUACAGCUGACUUCCAGCAGCGGCGCCCUGUGCGUCAUCAACCCGCUCUACCUCCACGAGCACGGGGACGAGUGGCUGCCCCGCCGCGCCGCGCCACCGGCCAACUACAGCCGGGGGCGCCGCCUCAGCACCCCCCGACCGUGGGCGGGGGCGGGGCUACAGAGCAAACGCACCAGCUCGUUGGACCAGGAAGCCUCCGGCGCCGGCUCGGAGAGUUCUGGUCUGACCAGAGCCACGUCUGCUGAUUCAGCGAAUUACCCACCCACCCCGUCACCUCCAGGAGGCGUGGUUCUCAGGAGGCCCAGCAGAGACGCGGACUGCGGCCCUCUUUACGGACCUCCGUCUCCUCCCUCCGCCCCCGUCGGUUUAAAUUCGGCGUUUGAGCUGCAGAGCCACGGCGGCCCGCCGCCUCAGUCCCCUCACCGGGUGUCCUGGAUCGAGGACGGCGUCUGGCUGCCUCCGCCCAGACCUCCCCCUUCGCUCCACCCGCCGUCCCUGGAGCUGGACUCGCUGUCCAUCAGCAGCGUGGAGGAGGAGCAGGACGCCCAGGCGGCGAGCCCCGCGCCGCCGCUCCACCCGUGCGCUCUGCGCCUGGCCGACAAGGUCAUCCACCGGCUGUCGGCGGUGGGCCAGGCCCUCGGCGGCCUGGUGAGCCAGAGGAAGAGACUGACCAAUCGCGUGCAGGAGCUGAGCGAGCGGAAGGGCGCGGCGUUCGCCGACGCCGUGAGAGGAUUCGUGGAGACGGCGCUGAGGAAAGGGGCCGAUCCCGGCGGGGUCGCGCCGGGGUCGGAGUUCCUCCAGGAGGUGAGGUCGGCGCUCUCGGCGCUCAAGGAGACGCUGCUGGACUACCAAGAAAUCCAGGCGUUGCUGGACAGCAUCGCCGACAUUAACGACUUGGAGAUCGACUCCCUGGUGGAGCUUUCCCUCCACAAGGUGGCGCUGAAGCCCGUCGCCGAACACCUGUACGCCCGCAUUCGCGCGUCGCGGACCGACGACGGCAGCUUCGAGCGUCUCCAGAGGAACAUGCGCUCGCUGGAGAAGAACGGCGUGGAGGAGCUCGGCGGGUCGGCGGGGGUCGGAGUGCCCGACGCCGUCGUCCUGGAGCGGAUCCAGCAGAGGUGGAGCGGCAUGCACGAGGCCUACUCCCCGAACAAGAAGGUCCGGGUGCUCCUCAAAGUCUGCAAGAUCAUCUAUCACAGCAUGAGCGCUAAUGCCAGCUCAGGCACAGCGUUCGGAGCCGAUGACUUCCUGCCCUGCCUCACAUGGGUGCUGCUCCGCAGUGACGUGGUCACCUUGCACCUGGACACGGACUACAUGAUGGAGCUGCUGGGCCCCACGCAGCUGCAGGGAGAAGGUGGCUACUACCUUACGACUCUAUACGCCUCCCUUUACUACAUCAGCAGCUUCCAGCCGCGGCUGGCCGCCCGUCAGCUCAGCAUCGAGGCCCAACACUCUCUCAACCAAUGGCAUCGCAGGAGGACGCUGCACUGCGACCAGUCGCGGCGCAGCGGGAACCGGCGGACCAUUCGCAGGCAGGUGUUCCGGGACAAGGGGUCGCCGGACGCCGGGACGGUCGCCGAGGGCGAAGGGGAAAGUGGCAAAGAAGACCAGUCUGUGAAGGGGGAGGAGUCAGAGCUGAGGGAGGAGGAGGAGACGGGCAGAGGGCGAGGACCUGAGUGGGAGUCGCAGAUGUCGUCUCCGGCGUCCGACCGCGGCCAGCGAGACGCGAAGACGAGCGAGCGGGAUGAGGGACGGACUCUGUGCACGGAAGGAGAAGAGCAUCACAGAUGAUCGUAGAGCGGCCACGCCAUGGGUCAAACCCCCUGGGAUCAAAACCACCGGCAUGUCGCGUCCUGCUGAGAUUACGGAUUAGUGUAGUUUAUAUAUAUAUAUUUUUUAAUGGGGUGUAUGAAGUACCCCCAAUAUAUAUAUAUAUAUACAUAUAUAUAAAUAUAUAUAAAUAUAUAUAUAUGUAUAUAUACAUAUAUAUAUAUAUAUGUAUAUAUAUAUAUAUUGGGGGUAGUUUAUACACCCGAGAAUUUCUUUAUUUAUAUAUAUAUAUAUUUAUAUAUACACCCAAUAUAUAUAUAUAUAUAAACUACCCCCCAAAUAUGCCAGUAUGACAUGUACUUUUCCACAUGUAGCCAUGCAUGGUUAAAUCUACUCUUCCCUGAGGUACUGUUGCUCUA
Molecule: messenger RNA, 3517 nt
Organism: Pseudoliparis swirei
Lineage: Eukaryota; Metazoa; Chordata; Actinopteri; Perciformes; Liparidae
Gene: rinl
Product: Ras and Rab interactor-like
Exons: 11
Coding region: 774-3119 (781 amino acids)
Biological process (GO): vesicle-mediated transport
Cellular component (GO): cytosol; endocytic vesicle
Molecular function (GO): guanyl-nucleotide exchange factor activity; small GTPase binding
Source: RefSeq, a predicted model, not a curated record